UUUAUAUAACAAGGAAAAUUCUGCAACAUCACAUUAGAAAAUAAAAAUGAUCAAACCUUAAUUUCUCCACUUCUUAAAUAUUGGUUUUAUUAAGACUUCCAGAAAGAUUUACCCUGUCACACUUUCAAAUGGAGAUCUCAAACACAUUCCUAAUUACUCUCCUUCUAACCAGUUCUUGUUUGACUGCAUUUUAGAAGGAGCUUCAUGCACGGCAUUCCUAUCCAUUUACUUGGCCAUAGAAUUGUUGACUGGUUUCAGAAAAACCUUGGUUGUUGUUUUUAAACUGACAAAUAAUAACAAAGAAUACAAAAUUGAACCAACUCAAGUUAGAGCUACUCUUUAAAUCCUGGUUAAGAGUCCACUGAUAUUCUUUUAUCUCACAGGAACAACUCUUUAAUACCUUGAAGAAAUGAGAAGAGCAUAAUUAACUUUUUUUAAAAGCCUUAUAAUGUGUUUUAAGAGUUGCUAGACCUAGUAUCCCUCGUGCCCGUCCCUCCUCUACUCUUCUGCUGUAUUCCUGGCUAUUCUUGCUUAUUUGUUUCUCCAUGUAAAUUUUAGAAUCAGUUUGUCUGCCAGGGGCUUUUUUGGUGGGUUUUUUUUUUUUUUUUUUUUUUUGUAACUCCCAGGUGAUUUUAAUGAGUUGCCAGCAUUAAAAACCACUGCUGGCCAUUCACCUUGACUCUCUCUAUUCCUUACUUCCUUGGUUGCAUGUGAAAAUGACAUCCAGGCUCACCUGUGCUUUUUUAUUCCAGAUGAAGGGAAAAGCUGGAAGUGUGCCACACAAUGAGAAGCAAAAGCAGGAGGGACACAUCUGGGGUUCCAUGAGGAGGACGGCUUUCAUCCUGGGCUCUGGCCUUCUCUUGCUUGUGGCCCUCUGGAACUCAGUCACAUGGCAUCUUCAGAGAUUUUGGGGUGCUUCUGGCUACUUCUGGCAAGCCCAGUGGGAGAGGCUGCUGUCUACAUUCGAAGGGAAGGAGUGGCUCCUCUACAUUCUAGGUGCCACCCAGGUGCCCGUUCUGUUUUUCUGGACCGUCAGUGGACUUCUACUGGUGGUUGACACAACUGGAAAGCCUAACUUCAUCUCCCGCUACCGAAUUCAGGUCGGCAAGAAUGACCCUGUGGACCCCACGAAACUACGCCAGUCUGUCCACAUGGUUCUCUUCAACCAGUUGGUGAUCUCUUUCCCCAUGAUGGUCUGGCUCUAUCCCAUCCUCAAGUUGGGGGGAGACCCCUGCCGCCGAGAGCUACCUACCUUCCACUGGUUCCUCCUGGAGCUGGCGGUCUUCACGCUGAUUGAGGAAGUGCUGUUCUACUACUCACACCGGCUCCUUCACCACCCAAAACUCUACAAGAAAAUCCACAAGAAACACCACGAGUGGACAGCUCCCAUUGGUGUGAUCUCUCUCUAUGCACAUCCUAUUGAGCAUGUGGUCUCCAACAUGCUGCCGGCGAUGGUGGGUCCAAUAGUCAUGGGUUCCCACUUGUCCUCCAUCACCAUUUGGUUUUCUUUGGUCCUCAUCAUCACCAUCAUCUCCCACUGUGGCUACCACCUACCCUUCUUGCCUUCACCUGAAUUCCAUGACUACCACCAUCUCAAGUUCAACCAGUGCUAUGGGGUGCUGGGGGUGCUGGACCACCUCCAUGGGACUGACACUGUGUUUAAGCAGACCAAGGCCUACGAGAGACACAUGAUCCUGCUGGGCUUCACCCCACUCUCCGAGAGCAUCCCUGAUCCCCCGAAGAAGAUGAACUAAGACACGGCCCGAGUGCCAUCCUAGCCGUGCCCUCUGCAGAGGUCUGCUAAGGUGGCCUGAGGCCUCCUGGUCGCACUGACCAACUCACUCCUUCAGCCACGCACUCUGAUGACAAACCACAAGGGCAAGGGGAAGGUCAGCUUCCUGGAAAAGCAGGCCCAAGGAGGGGACCAGGGCUCCCCCAACUACCCCUAUCAUCCCAAAGGGGACCAGGGAUUGGCGUAACGAAAAAUAUAACUCCCUGGAAUGGAGGCCAGUCAGAGGGAAGAAGCCACUUUGAGAGGGCUCCUGGGGGGUCCCCCUUGUCCUCUGCUGUGGAAGGGGAGAGGGACACCAGAUGACUCCUUGGUAGCCCUGGCAAGACAGAGAAUGACAAAGGUGGCAGGAGGCCAUGUGGCUCCAGCCAUAGGUCCUCCUGAUGCCAGGGGGUGGGAGAACCAGAAGAUACUGCUUUGCCCCUUCCUGUCCCCAAAAGCCUCUCUCAUUCUCUACUCAGGCCAGGGCCAGGACACCCUGGCAACGGUUCUGGGAUCAAAUCCCCACUGCUUCCCAACGCACACACGCACACGCACAGACACGCAGUGUGAUAAAGACCCCACUUCAACUCUGCCCCACUGCAACUGGACAUCACCCCUCUCUGAAAAGGAAACUACCAAUCACAGGAG
This is a messenger RNA of Physeter macrocephalus (sperm whale), 2419 nucleotides long. RefSeq names its product fatty acid hydroxylase domain containing 2 (gene FAXDC2). Lineage: Eukaryota; Metazoa; Chordata; Mammalia; Artiodactyla; Physeteridae. The coding region runs from base 717 to 1754 and encodes 345 amino acids. Gene Ontology annotation, biological process: sterol biosynthetic process. Gene Ontology annotation, molecular function: C-4 methylsterol oxidase activity; iron ion binding. The transcript has 8 exons. The record is from RefSeq and is a predicted model, not a curated record. Gene Ontology annotation, cellular component: endoplasmic reticulum membrane.